Molecule: messenger RNA, 1962 nt
Organism: Fusarium keratoplasticum
Lineage: Eukaryota; Fungi; Ascomycota; Sordariomycetes; Hypocreales; Nectriaceae
Exons: 2
Coding region: 1-1962 (653 amino acids)
Source: RefSeq, a predicted model, not a curated record
AUGCGUUUUUCUAACCUUCUUCCUGCCCUAGGGGGCCUCGUGGCUUUCGCACAGGCCUCCCCGCACCUUUUGGGCGGUCUCGGUGUUCCUCAAAUCAGCAAGCCUAGCCGCAUUGCUCCGUCGGUUUGCAGCUUGGCCAACAGCUGGGAGGACCAUAUUCUAUUCAAGGGUAUCGCUGCUCCCGAGACCGAGACCUCUCCUGCCCUCAACCUUGGCCUUCAUCUCCCCAAGGCCCAAAUCUCUGGAGAUGUUGAACUGGAGCUCGUCAAGGGUUUUCUUGAGGAACCGCGAGUCCGUGUUGGCCUUGGUGGUGUGAAGGCUUACAUCGAGAUCGACAUCUCUGCCUCGGCUGCUGUCCAUGAGGCUAUCGAGUUGUUCGCUUCCCCUGCCCUUGAGCUUGAGAUUCCUGGGCUCCUGGAGGUUGAGGCUGGUGCGGCUAUCGCCCUUGACCUUGUUAUCGGAGUUGACGCAGCGAUCGAUCUUUCAACUGGCGUCUACAUCUCAUUCGCUGAGGAUGCCUUUGUCGAGAUCUCUCUUCUUACCAAGGACAUCGUUGAACUCUCUCUCGACGGACUUGUUGCCAAGGCUCUUCCUCUUGGUAUUGGAGCUGACGUUGAUUUGUCUGCCGAGGUUGCGCUCCAGCUUGGUCUUCGUCUACGCACUGAGAUCGACCUUGAGGCAGAGCUCGAGAUUCCCGCUCUGGAGAUUGAGGCUGGUGCCAAGAUUGCUAUUUGGGUCAGCCUCUUCGACUACACUGCAGUCUUGAUUGGCACUGAUAGCUGUGCUGUCUCUGUUGCCGAGGCCAUCGCUCUCACCCUUGGCCUUGAGGUCGAGCUGAAUGUUGAGAUUGGCGAUAUCCUUGACCUUAGCUUGGCCCCUAGCUUGACCAUCACUCUUGCCACUGCUGCUAAGGCUGAGAACUGCCUGCCAGACCGUGGCCAGCCUGGCAUCUUCCUUGAGAGUCAUCAAGACACCGAUUCGAGCACUGCAACGGCCACGUCUUCUGAGAGCCCUUCUGGCAGCUCUUCAGGUGGCUCUUCUGAUGGCUUUUCUAACGGAUCUUCCAACGGAUCUUCCAACGGCUCCUCUGACGGCUCCUCCGGUAGCUCUUCUGUUACCGAAACAUCGGACACCUUUGCCCACUUUACCAGCACUCCCACCGCGGGCCAUGGCAACGUCACUGCUCCUCGCCCUACCGGGGACGUUACAAGCACAGUCCAUUCGACCCAUGUCUACACCAUCACCAGCUGCGCUGCCUCGGUCGUGAACUGCCCGGCACGAUAUACUCAGAAGGUUGUCACCUCGACUAUUGUUUCAACCACCUACGUCUGCCCUGCCACCCAGAGUGGUGCUGUUCCCGCUACCACCUCGGUCUCCCCGUCAAAGUCGACUCCCGUGCCUGUGUCUACCAUCACCGAAACCCUGACGACGAUUGUUCCUUGCAAGGAGCGCACCACCAGCACUUUCCAUCCUCCUACCAACUCACCACCUGCUCCUACGAUCACAAUCGUUGACCGUACCACCGUCUGCCCCGAAACCUCCAAGAUACAUCCAAGCACUGUGAUCUCGCAGCCCACUUCUGGCUUCCAGGUUGUCACUACGGCUGUUCCUACGAGCAAGACUCCCGGGGUGCCCAGCUCAGCUGUUCCUAGCUCCGGAAAGGUGGUGCCUGAAGUCCCAUCUUACUACGAACCCGUCCCUGUUCCUGAAAAGACAGCCCCUUUCCCGUCCUAUAACGGAACUGUCACGACGAGCAAGCCAUCUUCAGGAGUUGUAGUCCCCACUGGUUCUUGGACCACACCUGUUGCUGUCCCAACUCCGUUGAGCACACACAUCGUUGUGUCAACUCCUACCAGCGUGCCAAUCCCCCCUCAACCUACCACUCCGGUUGUAAGCAGCGGAAAUAUGGUGCAUGUUGGUUUGGCAUUUGCCCUUCCCGUUAUCGCUGCUCUCAUUCUGUAA